Molecule: messenger RNA, 678 nt
Organism: Neltuma alba
Lineage: Eukaryota; Viridiplantae; Streptophyta; Magnoliopsida; Fabales; Fabaceae
Product: MADS-box protein SOC1-like
Exons: 7
Coding region: 1-678 (225 amino acids)
Biological process (GO): positive regulation of transcription by RNA polymerase II
Cellular component (GO): nucleus
Molecular function (GO): DNA-binding transcription factor activity; RNA polymerase II transcription regulatory region sequence-specific DNA binding; protein dimerization activity
Source: RefSeq, a predicted model, not a curated record
AUGGUGAGAGGGAAGAUAGAGAUGAAGCGUAUAGAGAACGCGACGAACAGACAAGUGACAUUCUCGAAGAGGCGUAAUGGACUCUUAAAGAAGGCUUUUGAGCUCUCAGUUCUGUGUGAUGCCGAGGUUGCUCUCAUCAUCUUCUCUCCCAGAGGCAAGCUCUUUGAAUUUUCAAGCUCCAGGUUGCAGGAGACAAUUAAACGAUAUCGUAGUUAUAAUAGAGAUGCUGAGACAGCCACCAGAUACUUGGAACAAAAUAUGCAGCUUUUAAAGGAGGAAGCAGAAAGCAUGAUGGGAAAAGUUGAACAUCUUGAAGUUACAAAACGGAAACUCUUGGGAGAAGGAUUAGGGUCAUGCUCCCUAGCAGAACUAGAAGAGAUACAACAGCAGUUACAAAGGAGUGUGAUAAACGUCCGAGCAAGAAAGAAUCGGGCUUUUACAGAACAAAUUGAGCGAAUAAAAGAAAAGGGAAAUACUCUAAGAGCAGAAAACGCAAGGCUCUAUGAAGAGUAUGGUAUGAUGCCUGAUAUGCAUCAGACGACAGAGAAUACAAGUGAAAAUCCAACCUCCUCGGAAAAUAGUCCAACUUCAGAUGUGGAAACUGACUUGCUCAUUGGACCCCCAGAAACAAGAACAAGACGCGAUAUUAAUAUUCCUCAUAAUACUCCGGAGGUCUAA